GAAUUUGCCAACUGAAAGGCCCGGGCUUUGUGGUUUUAUUCCGAGCCUAAGGUAGAAAUCUUGAGAGGACAAGACAGACCCAGCAUCAGUGGAUGUCACCGCAGCAAAACAAGGAUGGAUGAGGAGUUACCAGAUGGGGUUGUCUUCAAAGACCACAACUUCUCCUCUGACUUGUUAAGACAGCUCAAUGGCUUAAGACAGAGCAAGAUCCUGACUGAUGUGAGCAUCUGCUCUGGGACCUGGGAGGUCCCUUGCCACCGCAACGUGCUGGCCUCCAGCAGCCCCUACUUCAAGGCCAUGUUCUGCAGCCACUUCCGGGAGAGCAGAGAGGCCAAGGUGCAGCUAAAAGGCAUCAGUUCCACGACUCUGGAGCAGGUCAUCACGUAUGUGUACACAGGAGAGGUGCAUAUCUCAGCUGCCAGCGUCCUUCCGCUGAUGGAGGCAGCUGCCAUGCUGCAGUAUCCCCGGAUGUUUGAGGCCUGCUCCUCAUACCUCCAGAGCCAGCUGGCCCCCAGCAACUGCCUGGGCCUGGUCAGACUCGCAGAAAUCUUAAACUGCGACAGCCUUAAGAAAAAAGCGAGGGAGGUGGCCCUGACUUACUUCCCAGAGGUGGCAGCAUCAGCUGACCUGAAGGAGCUCUGUGCCAUGGAGCUGCAGGACUACCUGGGAGAUGACAGGCUCUGUGGAGAGGAGGAAAAGGUGUUUGAGGCCCUCAUGGCUUGGGUAAAGCAUGAUCUCCAAGCCCGGUGGAGGUACAUGCAGGAACUGUUGCAGCAGGUUCGUCUGCAGUAUAUCCACCCAGCCUUCUUCCAUAACUUCAUCGCCAAUGAUGCCCUCCUCCAGUCCUCACCUGCUUGCCGAGCCAUCCUGGAGAUGGCCAGGAAGCAGAUAUUCUCUUUGUAUGGUCCCAAUGCCCAGGAUUGUAAACUCCUAUGGCACAUGCCCCCACGGAGCUCCUACCAAGACUUCCUCCUCCUCCUUGGGGGACGGAAGGACAACCAGCAGACCACCAGGGAUGUCUUGCUCUACAGUGUACAGACUGGCCAGUGGCAGAGCCUAGCCAAACUUCCCACAAGGUUGUACAAGGCCUCAGCUGUUACCUUGCACCGAAGCGUCUAUGUGCUCGGGGGCAUGGCUGUCAGUGAGGGGAAGAGUCUCAUCAGCUGUGGUGUUUAUAUCUUCUCUCUGAAACUCAACCAGUGGAGGAUGGGGGAGCCCAUGCUGGCAGCCCGCUACUCCCAUAGAAGCACUGCCCACAGGAACUUCAUCUUCUCCAUUGGGGGUACUGGAGAAGGGCAGGAGCUUCUGGGCUCCAUGGAGAGGUAUGACAGCAUCUGUGAUGUCUGGGAGAGCAUGGCCAGCAUGCCAGUGGCUGUGCUCCAUCCUGCUGUUGCAGUGAAGGACCAAAGGCUCUAUCUUUUUGGGGGUGAAGACAUCAUGCAGAACCCCGUGCGCCUUAUCCAGGUUUACCACAUUUCCAGAAACACGUGGUACAAAAUGGAGACAAGGAUGAUCAAGAACGUGUGUGCCCCCGCAGUGGUACUGGGGGAAAAGAUCGUCAUUGUAGGAGGUUAUACAAGGAGGAUUCUUGCUUAUGAUCCUCAGUCCAACAAAUUUGUCAAGUGUGCAGACAUGAAAGACCGAAGGAUGCACCAUGGGGCCACGGUGAUGGGGAACAAGCUAUACGUAACAGGUGGACGGCGGCUGACCACAGACUGUAACAUCGAGGACUCGGCUUCCUUUGACUGCUAUGACCCAGAGACGGACACCUGGACAUCCCAGGGACAGCUACCUCACACACUCUUUGACCAUGCCUGCCUGACUCUCCAGUGUAUACCCCACAUGCCCAGCCUCUCCUGAGGGCCACAUGAACUUAUCUGGGUUCAAAAAUCUGUGUGUUGGAAGAGACUGCAACCCGGCUCUAGAGCCUAGAGCUGAGGGGAGUCAAAAUUACCACUCUCCACAGAGUAGCCUUCUUUUUAAAAUGCCAGUGGAUGCUUUUUGAAAAUUCCAUCCUUACCUCUUGAACCAAUGUCAGAGACUGCACUAUUAUAACUGGAUAGGUCUAGUUCACAUCCCUCCAGAUGGAAGUGGGGUUAACUACUUGAUUGACAGCCCAAACUACAUUAAAUAAGACAGAAGAGGUUUCUCAGAGGAAAAAAGGAUUCUGGACAGGGACAUAGUCACACACAUGGACACACACAUGGGGACACACACACCCUUGCCCAGGUCACCCCUAACAUCCAGAGUGAGAGGCCCAAGGGACCCAAGAGAAACUUUGAACCUUUGGAAUCACCCCUCAGGCCAGGUGACAGAAUCUGUGACUGUUUCUAUACAUUCUAUGGAUACAGCACAUUGAAAGUAGGCUCAGUUCAGUAUCUACAUAGGGUUUGCAAAAUUAUCCUGCAGUGAAGAACAUAAGAACAGAACAAAAUUUGCUUCCAGUGCCUGUUUUCUUCCAGGCUCCAGGAAGCUAUAAAGCCGCAGAAUUAAACCAGAGCUUCACUUCAGUAAGUGUUGUGAGAAUGGGCUUUCUGGGGAAAGCCAAAAGAUUCUCUCAGCCAGCCUCUGGAUGUCAGAGAUGAC
This is a messenger RNA of Arvicanthis niloticus (Nile rat), 2586 nucleotides long. It is a transcript of the gene Klhl38, whose product is annotated as kelch like family member 38. NCBI's taxonomy places the organism in Eukaryota, Metazoa, Chordata, Mammalia, Rodentia, Muridae. Gene Ontology annotation, molecular function: protein binding. The record is from RefSeq and is a predicted model, not a curated record.